AUGGGGGGAUGUGGAUCGAGAGAUAGAGAAAUGAAAGAGAAAAUUGGCUUCCCAUAGAAUGAUUAUGAUUAUGCAAUCAAACAGUUUUCUAAAAUGACUCAAUAAAAACCAGGGUAUUUGCAAAAUAUAUUAAAGGAAAGCAGAUCAAUACUUUAGUUUUGAAGGUUUUAAAGCGUUCUUUACCGAGAACCCUGUUUUCGCCUAAAAAUUAUACAUCUUCAUGAGAAAUUAUGGUGGUUAAAAUUAUGUUGACUUAAAUACAUUCCUAAUAGUCGGUAAUUCACAUUCUUUAAAGCAUAGUUGACCUAUUUACAAGAACUUCGAUGAAAUUAUAGAAUCAAUUGAAGAAUUUGGAUAUCUAAAUAUUAUUUAUUUUGGUAUCGCUUUCUAGUUCUGAGAUUAUGCAGAAGGACUCGUUCAAUUUUAAUAAUGUUUAUAAAAUAUCAAUUAGUUAUUCUAAUGCUGUUAAAUUAUUCAAAGUAAAGCAUGUCAUAAAUUAGGAACUAAUAAAUAUGUAAAGUGAUAAAGGUGAUAUAUUAUGUCAUGAUGAUGAUUAAGCUCCUAUUUUAUUAGUCAAUAAUAUUUUUGAAGGUAAAUGUCUUUAUAUUGUUAGACCACUCGAUUCUUAACUACAAAGCCUUUAUAGAUAAGAUUAAGUAAGAAACUCCUUAGAUAUCCAAGAUUGUGAAGAAUUAUAUAGCAGGUAAGUUCAUUAAUAAGAUACUUAAAAAUAAAUUGCCUAAAUUAGAAUCCAGUGAAUUAAUGAAUAAAUAAUUGAUUGGUAUGAUAUUUAAAUCAUAAUUAUAAAGCUCUUCUUAAUUUGAGUGUUCCUUGGUUUUAUAAAUGUGUUGCUGUAAACCAAGUAUACAAAUAUGAACUGGAAAGUGGAUAAACUUAUAAUUUCAACAUUCUAGGAAAUAGUCUGUUGUAAAUGAAGGGACCAAAUGUUAUUCUGUUUCGCCAUCUCUAAAGAGAUAAAGAUACAGAUAAAAUAGAGAAAUACACUUUUGGCUAUUUUUCAUCUUCUCAAUGGAAGGUGUCCCCUGAUAUUUCAGGGAAUAAGGGCUCAUUCAUAUUUUCUGUUCACCCAAAAUUUAAGAUAUUCACAACAAAUAACUAACAAUAAAGUAAAUUUGCUUUAUUGAUACCUAUCAUUACCAAAAAAUAGAAUCAAACUCUUCAUAAUCAAUUUAAACAAGGACCAAAAUAACCAGGUUUGGGAAUUGGUGGCAGUGGAUAUGAUCAUCACAGAAUUUGGAUUGAUGGAAAAUAAUUAUAAGCAAGCAGAUUGACAAAUGAGGAUAAGACAUAUUAGAGUGGAUCAAUAUUACCAAAUGAUAUUCAUUCAUUGAAUGUAGUUUUUAAUUGUAUUUAUAGAUAGAUUUGAUCGAAAUUUGGGAUUUGUAAUUGAAUACUGCAGCACAAAGCACAUCUUAUUUUAAGUCAACUACUCAUCAGCCUUAUUGUGGUGAAGAGGAAUAAAGAUUCAAUCAAAACUAAUUGAGAGAUGUUCUCCUGACAUUAAAUUAAUAAAGCAGCAAUGAUUAUGUAAUUUUAUGGAUGCAUUAAUUUUUAGAGAAGAGGACCUUAAGAAUAUUAGAUAUCAAAUCCUUUGCUCCCGAUUAGCGAGGAGGAGGAGGAGAAAUAGUAGGGAAAAUGA
This is a messenger RNA of Paramecium octaurelia, 1660 nucleotides long. NCBI's taxonomy places the organism in Eukaryota, Ciliophora, Oligohymenophorea, Peniculida, Parameciidae. The record is from the annotation of a GenBank genome assembly.